CCAGAUUUGCCUCAAUCAUCAAGUGGGCGGGCUGAAUGCGUUUUUUGAAUGAGGAAAUAGAUCAACAACAAAAAAAACAUUCGUUUUUAUUAUUGUCAUUGCUGUCCGAAAAGAGUCGAGUUGAAACAUGUGCAGAGCUGUGUUUGUCGUCGCGCUCGUCGCUUUAAUCCGCCCCGCUGCUGAAGCGCUGGACAAUGGCCUGGCGCUGAAACCCACAAUGGGCUGGUUACACUGGGAGAGAUUCAUGUGUAAUACCGACUGUGACAGGGAUCCCGAUAACUGCAUCAGUGAGCGUCUGUACAUGCAGAUGGCAGAUGUGAUGGUGAAGGAGGGUUGGAAAGAGGCCGGUUACGAAUACGUCUGCAUUGAUGACUGCUGGCCCUCCCACCAGCGCGAUGCCCAGGGCCGCCUUCAGGCAGACCCCAAAAGAUUCCCAGGAGGCAUCAAAAAACUGGCCGACUAUGUCCAUUCUAAAGGGCUGAAGCUGGGUAUCUAUGCAGAUGUGGGGAAAAAUACAUGUGCUGGAUACCCUGGCAGCUUGGGUUAUUAUGAGACAGAUGCUCAGACUUUUGCGGAUUGGGAUGUGGAUCUGCUCAAGUUUGAUGGCUGCUUUAUGGACUGGAAAUCGCUGGGAGAUGGUUACAUGAGCAUGUCGAAAGCACUGAACAAAACCGGAAGAAGUAUCCUUUACUCCUGUGAGUGGCCUUUGUAUGAGUGGCCUUUCCAGCAGCCAAACUAUACAGCCAUCCGUGAGACGUGUAACCACUGGCGCAACUUUGAUGACGUGUACGACUCAUGGAGCUCUAUUAAAUCCAUCUUUGACUGGACGGCUUCUCAUCAAGACAUCAUUGUCCCCUCGGCUGGACCUGGGGGCUGGAACGACCCCGAUAUGCUCGUGAUUGGGAACUUUGGGCUGAGUCACGACCAGCAGGAGUCUCAGAUGGCAUUGUGGGCCAUCAUGGCAGCCCCUCUGCUCAUGUCCAAUGAUCUGAGGGACAUUUGUCCUCGCUCCAAGAAGCUGCUUCAGAACAGACUCAUCAUAGCCAUCAGCCAGGACCCUCUGGGCAAGCAGGGAUACCGUACUGCCAAGGUAGAUAGUUUUGAAGUGUGGGAGAGGCCUCUGUCGAAGAACCAACUGGCCGUCGCCGUGCUGAACAGACAGGAGAUUGGUGGUCCCAGAGGUCUUGCCAUCAGAGCAGUUCCUGGCUGGAAGAUCUGUGACCCUCAGUGUAACGUCACACAGAUCCUGCCUCAGUAUAAGGAAAUGGGUGUUCAGACUCAGCAGAGCAAAAUUGUUUUAUCCGUCAACCCUUCAGGCACCGCUCUGCUGACUGUCACUCCCGUCAGCAAAGACUUUAAGGGGCUUUCCAAGCUGCACCGGAAGAACACGUCAGUCAAACGCAAGCACAACACCAGUUUGUAGUGCUCAGGUGAUUUUAAAACAAACAGGUAUUGGUGUUUUAAAAAAAAAAAAAAAAA
Molecule: messenger RNA, 1479 nt
Organism: Larimichthys crocea (large yellow croaker)
Lineage: Eukaryota; Metazoa; Chordata; Actinopteri; Sciaenidae
Gene: gla
Product: galactosidase, alpha
Exons: 7
Coding region: 128-1423 (431 amino acids)
Biological process (GO): glycoside catabolic process; oligosaccharide metabolic process
Cellular component (GO): cytoplasm
Molecular function (GO): alpha-galactosidase activity
Source: RefSeq, a predicted model, not a curated record